Folsomia candida is the source of this 927-nucleotide messenger RNA. Its product is annotated as putative glucosylceramidase 4. The coding region runs from base 1 to 927 and encodes 308 amino acids. Gene Ontology annotation, biological process: glucosylceramide catabolic process. The transcript has 6 exons. The record is from RefSeq and is a predicted model, not a curated record. NCBI's taxonomy places the organism in Eukaryota, Metazoa, Arthropoda, Collembola, Entomobryomorpha, Isotomidae. Gene Ontology annotation, molecular function: glucosylceramidase activity.
AUGACGACGAACAGGAAUUCCCCAUGCGUUGUGCACUUGGUGAGAACAUCGCAUAGAACCGUAGAUGGCCAGGGAGGCGGUAACAGACCGCCUGUCGGCGGUCCCGAUGGCGGCUCAAGUAGUGUGUAUAACAGCUCUGAGGACGAAAAGGGAUCGACGGGUGGGCGUAACGGGAGUGGGGAGCGGGGGAAUGGGAGAUAUGAAAAAAAGCUAAUGCCCACAAACAUCGUAUCCGUUGUUGCUUUCAACGUCGUAUAUAACGUCGUCUUGUUGAAUGAUUCCACAAUUGAAAUUGGCCAGGGAGUUAGCGGCCCAGCCUGUCAAAUUUUACGGUCCGCUUGGGCUCCACCGGCCUGGAUGAAGACAAACGGCAUGGUAAAUGGUAAUGGAACUCUGAGAGACGGACCGGGAUCCACUAUUUGGGAGUCGUAUUCAAGAUAUUUGAUCAAAUUCCUAGACGCGUACAAGGAUGCGGGUGUCGACGUGUGGGGAAUGACGGUCCAAAACGAGCCCAUGACCGGAUUCGUGUUUGCUCACCGUUGGAACACGUGCGGUUUCACGGCAGCCAAGGAACGGGACUUUAUCACGCAACAUCUAGGUCCCAAUCUCCGAGCCGCCGGGUACAACACGUCCACCAAUUUCUCCCUCAUGAUCCUAGACGACGAUCGUGAAUAUAUUCAAAACUGGACCGAUACCAUUUUAGGGGACCCGACCGCCUCACAGUUCGUCGCUGGAUCUGCGAUCCAUUUUUACUUUGAUGAAGCCGCUCAUCCAGAUCCUGUCUCAGUUUUGGACAAGAUUGAUGCAAGAUUCAACAAAUUCAUUUUGCUUACUAAAGCCUCAAGGAAAUUCGGGGAUGACCCGGUCGGCUUGGGGAGUUGGAAUUUGGCAGAAUCGUACCUAAUUGCGAUUAUAAUUCGUAAUUAA